Rubroshorea leprosula is the source of this 2221-nucleotide messenger RNA. The record is from the annotation of a GenBank genome assembly. NCBI's taxonomy places the organism in Eukaryota, Viridiplantae, Streptophyta, Magnoliopsida, Malvales, Dipterocarpaceae.
AAAAGACAAGCAUAUCAAAUUUAAAAUCUUAUUAGUGAAAAGGCAUUUGUCUUGACUUCAACUUUGACUCCAACGAAAUAUGUAUCACAAUUUUGGAUUCAUUACCCAUGAAAAAUCAUCAAAAAAAGGAGAAGUCUAAAAAUGGCUACCCUUUAGGUAGGGGGACACGUGGCAACAACCCAACAACGCAAUUGACACUCCUAUUUGAACUCAACUCUCUCUCCACACUUCCAUAUUUCCUCUCUUCAUUUUCUCUUUUUCUACACUCUGCUCAAGGUUAUCGUGCCUCUGCCUCUCCCUCUCCCUCUACCCUCGGCUUCCCCCUGCCCCUCUGUAGGACAGUCUCAGCCCAGGUCGUAAAUGGCGGAGAUACAUCCAUCAGAGGGCCAGGUAAACGGUGCUGGAGGACCCCUGGUGGUGGGUUCAUUGGAGACCGUCGGAUCGAAGCGCCAAAGGCGGCCUAGCGUUCGAUUAGGUGACAUUGGUGGCGACCAGUCCUAUGAUACCCAUGUGCGGAGAGUGUCUGGCGCCUCCGCCAAGCAGUGGAAGCACCAAGCUGACCAUUCUUUGAAUCCCUCAGCCGGAGCGAAAUCUUCAAAGACUCGCGUUUUAACCAAUCUGAGCUCUGACUACAACAAUGAAACCCUCGGUGAGGACAAAGAAGGUAACAUCAAAAGCAACAGUAAUUUAGAUUGCGUUGCAAUAGGUAGCUGGAGAGUCAAGGAUACUAAAAAGUGGGGUUCCUCUGUUACGAAAAGGGUUCGAUCCAAUUGGGUGUCUAAAGUUGACGAUAGUGGCGGUGGCGGUGGCCGAAACGGGAGUAAUAAUAGCAACAACAUGGAAGUGGAGGAUAAGUACAGUAGCGGUGAGGAUGUUGAUGAUUUUGAUAAGGAUAAUUCUGAAAGUCCCUUGAAAGAACAAAGUCCAAUCCAUUCAUUAGCCCAUUUGGCUAUGGAUGGUAAUGAAAGAGAGGUGCUUUAUCAUGGGAACAAUAGCCAGAGGUCAACUCGGGCAAGGGUUUUGGAAAACAGGGAUCAUCAUGAUGGUAUGGAGCUAUCUGGGCCAUCUGAUACUGACAUGAGGAGGUGUGGAGAGGAUGGGGUGAGAAUAUGGUUGAAUGGUUUAGGGUUGGGGAGGUAUGCGCCAGUUUUUGAGAUUCAUGAGGUGGAUGAUGAGGUAUUGCCAUUGUUGACCUUGGAGGAUUUGAAGGAUAUGGGAAUUAAUGCUGUUGGUUCCAGGAGGAAGAUGUUUUGUGCGAUUCAAAAGCUGAGCAGCGGCUUCUCAUGAGUCGUGAGCUUCUUUCUUUUUUCAACUUGUAGGUUUUUGAAGGAGAAAAUUUUUCAGCCAUGACAAUGUAAGAUUCAUGUCUGAACUAUUUUGAGCCUCUUCAAUAUUUGCUUAUAAUUUUCUCUUUUGGAGUAGAAGAAAGUAGGAAUGGUUCUGGAAUGAGUAGGAUCUUUAAUGCAAUUUUUGGUGCAUAAUCCAAUGGCUAUUCGACCAGUUAGUGCUAACAAUCUCUGAUAACUUAAAUGAAUAAAUGAUGGAAUUUUUAAAGUAAACUUCUUGACAAAAGAAAAAUAUUUCAAGCAUAUUCCUAAAUUUUCCUCACUUUCAAUUGUGAAAUGGAAGCAACUCAUAUGGUGGUAAUCUUAGCAUAAAAAUGUGGAAGAUUAAAUUCAAGCCAUCAAACCAUCACUUGAAGAGUGUCUCUUUAUUCUGAACUUAUAUUUUAUGUUUAGAAGGUAUCUUGAUUAUAUUCUAUUUUGAUUUUCUUUGCCUUAACAAUGAAUCUUUGAGAUUAUAUGUAUCCAGCUUAGGCAAUCGAAAUAUUUUGCAAGAUCAUAGCUACCCUACUUCCUUAUCCUUGGAAAUUGUGCUUGAGGUCACUUAUGAUCUAAGUUUUCUUGUCUAUAAAUAGAAUGCUAAGUAAUGUUUAGUAGGCUUUGUUUAUUAUAACCAUCUAAAUCUUUUAUGGCUUGCUGCUCCCAGAUGACAGUCACUCUUAACUUCAAAUACCUAAUUGUAUGGUUGAACUGUUUUAUGUUUGGGAAGAGCGAGUGAAUGGUUUGAAGUUUUUUCUGUGCUGGAUCUGUUACUGUCAUGAGUCUUUUUUGUUAGAUGAGCCUCAUUCUAUCGUUGUUAGUGUCAUUGACAGCCCAUUUAGGUUGGUUAAGAGCUGCAAUUAUGUUUGGAUUAUCAUGAAUGAAAUUUUAUUGGAACU